This is a messenger RNA of Linum trigynum, 594 nucleotides long. NCBI's taxonomy places the organism in Eukaryota, Viridiplantae, Streptophyta, Magnoliopsida, Malpighiales, Linaceae. The record is from the annotation of a GenBank genome assembly.
AUGGAAGUGGAAACAACCUGCUUUCAAUGUUCCAUAUUCCCGGAGAACGCAAUCCAUUUGGUACGUGAUUGCCCCUCUGUGAAAGCCAUAUGGCUAAGAAUCCUCCCUUCUACACCUGGUGAUUUCUUUACUGCAAACAUGAAUGCUUGGUUGUAUGAUAAUGUCAUAUUGAAUGGGGAACACAUUAUCCAUCAACUCCAUUGGAAAAGCUGGUUCCUUGCAAUUAUUUGGAAUAUAUGGAAAGCUCGUAACUCUUUGAUACACACAAGUGAGGCAUGGCAACCCACCCCCUUCUGGUGCUCCGCUUUUGAGCUGGCCAAUGAGAUUGAAGCUCACUCCAACACCAAAUUGAAACAUUCGACCCCACAUGUAAGGAGUAUGACAUAUUGGACUCCACCACCUGUUGGCUUUGUGAAAUGCAAUGUCAAUGGGAGUCAUCACCAGGUUCCUUUGUCCACAGCUAUUGGCGGGUGCAUCAGGACCGAAACAGGUGCUUGGAGCCUUCGAUUGGCAGAUUCUCAAAUCAUAUGCCACACUCCUCGAUUCUGGCAGCAGAACUUCAAGCCAUUAGAGAUGGCCUAUCGCUUGUAUUAA